AUGCGUGCUGCAAGCAGCCCCCUGCCGCGGCUGCGCUCGGCUGCGAGAGAGCAGCAGGCUGAAAUCUCGAAGCGUGGGGGUCCCGUCGUCGUCCUCCUGGAGUCGAGGGAAACGCUGAAGGAGCCGGCACAAGGGGAGCGAUCCCUUACGGGUUUGCCGAGGAAGGAGAAAUAUCCUGGAUUUGUCCCGGGGCUGAGAGGAGCAUCGGGCAGGCGCCUCUGCAGUGAGGAGAGGCUGGUGGUGACCGAGGAAAGGGGCAGAUUCGUGAAGGUGAAGUGGAUUUCUGCCCGGGCCGUGCUUUGUACAUCCUAUCGCCAGGCCGAGAUCUCGGGGAACACGGACGACAUCCCCUUGGUGCGCUGGCGGCAGCAGUGGCUGGAGAACGGCACGCUGCUCUUCCACAUCCACCACCAAGACGGUGCCCCCAAUCUGCCCGGCUUCGAGCCCACUGAGGAGCCCCAGACCGAGUCGGCUGAGGAGGAGCUGAGGAUCCUCCACAUCUCCGUCAUGCUUCACAACGCCUGUAUGAUCGUGUUGGGCCUGGCCAAGCCUUUUGGGGUGAUCUGUGAGAGGGAGGUGAUCUGUGCUCCCGUGCGUGGCCGAAACACGCAGCCCAACGAAAUCCACUACAUCCCGUCGGUGCUCAUCGGGGGCCACGGGCGCGAGAGCCUGCGCAACGCCCGCGUGCAGGGCCACAACUCCAGCGGCACGCUCAGCAUCCGCGAGACCCCCAUCCUGGACGGCUACGAGUACGAUAUCACCGACCUGCGGCACCACCUGCAGCGGGAGUGCAUGAACGGCGGCGAGGACUUCGCCAGCCAGGUCACCCGCACCUUGGACUCGCUGCAGGGCUGCAACGAGAAGUCCAGCAUGGACCUCACGCCAGGAAGCGAUAACGCCAAGCUGUCCCUGAUGAACAAGUACAAGGAUAACAUCAUCGCCACGAGCCCCGUGGACUCCAACCACCAGCAGGCCACGCUGCUGUCCCACACCUCCAGCAGCCAGCGGAGCCGGUUUAUCCUGCUGGAGGGGAGCCAGCUGGACGCCAGCGACUGGCUCAACCCGGCGCAGGUCGUCCUCUUCUCGCAGCAGAACUCCAGCGGGCCCUGGGCCCUGGACCUCUGCGCCCGGCGCCUCCUCGACCCCUGCGAGCACCAGUGCGACCCCGAGACUGUGCUCUGCACCCGCAACGAGUGGGGAACGAACCAGGGGCCCUGGCCGUACACCAUAUUCCAGCGUGGGUUCGACUUGGUGCUGGGAGAGCAGCCAUCGGAUAAGAUCUUUCGGUUCACCUACACCCUGGGGGAAGGCAUGUGGCUGCCACUGAGCAAGAGCUUCGUUAUCCCACCGGCCGAACUGGCUAUCAACCCCUCCGCCAAGUGUAAGACUGACAUGACAGUGAUGGAGGAUGCAGUGGAGGUCAGGGAAGAACUGAUGACCUCCUCCUCGUUUGAUAGCCUGGAGGUCCUCCUCGAUUCAUUUGGCCCCGUUCGUGACUGCUCCAGGGACAACGGGGGCUGCAGCAAGAACUUUCGUUGCAUCUCAGACCGCAAGCUGGACUCGACAGGCUGCGUGUGCCCGACAGGACUGAGCCCCAUGAAAGACGGCACAGGUUGUUAUGACCGUCACGUCGGCGUGGACUGCUCGGACGGCUUCAACGGGGGCUGCGAGCAGCUGUGCCUCCAGCAGAUGGUCCCGCUGCCCGAUGACCCUCUGCUCUACAACAUCCUCAUGUUCUGCGGGUGCAUCGAGGACUACAAGCUGGGCAUGGACGGGCGGUCGUGCCAGCUCAUAUCGGAGUCAUGCCCUGAUGGAGGAGAGUGCGGGGAAACCCGGGAGCUGCCCAUGAACCAGACUCUCUUUGGGGAGAUCUUCUACGGCUACAAUAACCACUCCAAGGAGGUGGCAGCGGGGCAGGUGCUCAAAGGGACAUUCAGGCAGAACAACUUUGCCCGGGGCUUGGAGCAGCAGCUGCCGGAUGGGCUGGUGGUGGCCACGGUGCCGCUGGAGAACCAGUGCCAAGAAGAGCUCUCAGACCCCACGCCUGACCCCGAGUUCCUCACCGGGAUGGUGAACUUCAGUGAGGUGUCUGGCUACCCCCUCCUGCAGCACUGGAAGGUGCAGUCCGUCAUGUACCACGUCCGGCUCAACCAGCUGACCAUCUCCCAGGCUUUCAGCAACGCGCUCCACUCCCUGGACGGAGCCACCUCCCGUGGAGAUUUCGUGGCUCUGCUGGACCAGUUUGGCAACCACUACAUCCAGGAGGCCAUGUACGGCUUCGAGGAGUCCUGCUCCAUCUGGUAUCCCAACAGGCAGGUCCAGCGGCAGCUCUGGCUGGAGUAUGAGGACAUCAGCAAAGGCAAUUCCCCGUCAGAUGAGUCAGAGGAGCGAGAGCGAGACCCCAAGGUGCUCACCUUCCCUGAGUACAUCGCCAGCCUCUCCGAGUCGGGCACCAAGCGCAUGGCAGCCGGUGUGCGGAUGGAGUGCCAGAGCAGAGGGCGUUGCCCCUCAUCCUGCCCUCUGUGCCACGUCCCCUCUGGCCCUGACGCACCCACUGAGCCUAUCCUGCUUGAGGUCACCAAGGCAGCACCCAUCUACGAGCUGGUCACCAACAACCAGACCCAGCGGCUCUUGCAGGAGGCCACCAUGAGCUCACUGUGGUGCUCAGGGAGUGGGGAUGUCAUCGAGGACUGGUGCCGGUGUGACUCGAGCGCCUUCGGGGCCGAUGGGCUGCCCACCUGUGCACCUCUCCCGCACCCCAUCCUGCGACUGUCCACUGCGCAUGAGCCCAGCAGCACCCUAGUGGUGCUGGAGUGGGAGCACUCAGAGCCACCCAUCGGGGUGCAGAUCGUCGACUACCUCCUCCGCCAGGAGAAAGUCACCGACAGGAUGGACCACUCCAAGGUGGAGACCGAGACGGUGCUGAGCUUUGUAGACGACAUCAUCUCCGGUGCCAAGUCACCCUGCGCGAUGCCCGGCCAAGUGCCUGACAGACUGUCCUCCACCAUCUCCCUCAUCGUUCGCUGCCUGGAGCCCGACACCACUUACAUGUUCACGCUCUGGGGAGUUGAUAACACAGGGAGACGCUCCAGGUCCAGUGAUGUGACGGUCAAGACCCCCUGUCCUGUGGUAGAUGAUGUGAAAGCUCAAGAAAUAGCAGACAAGAUCUACAACCUCUUCAAUGGCUAUACCAGUGGCAAGGAGCAGCAAACAGCCUACAACACCCUGCUGGAUCUGGGUUCCCCGAGCCUGCACCGCGUCCUUUACCACUACAACCAGCACUAUGAGAGUUUUGGGGAGUUCACCUGGCGCUGUGAAGAUGAACUGGGGCCCAGGAAAGCUGGCCUCAUUCUCUCGCAGCUUGGGGACCUCAGCAGCUGGUGCAACGGCCUCCUGCAGGAGCCCAAGAUCAGCCUCCAGCGCUCGUCGCUCAAGUACCUUGCCUGCCGCUACAGUGAGAUCAAGCCCUACGGGCUCAACUGGGCAGAACUCAACCGGGACCUCAAGAAGACGUGCGAAGAGCAAACACUAAGCGUCCUUUACAAUGACUAUGGUGACAAAGACUACUGAGGGUUGCAGACACCCACUCUCACGCUGGCCUUCCCAAGGGCGUUUGUGAGGGUUUUAUAUAUGGACCUUCAUUGGUGGAGGGAGGGUGUCACCGGUGUUUCUGGAGACAAAAACUUGGACCAGGGAGAGAAAAGACUGCUCUGUGCAGGACUCAGUAUUAGAAUCUUCUUCAACUUGGCCAAAAGCCUUUCUAGUUAGAAGUCUUGUGGGACCCAGUUUUCUUGGUUUAUUUUAUUCAUUUUACCGAGAGGUUCCUCAAAUUGCAGAGGGUGAUGCAAACUGCGGAGAGAGCAGCCUGGGAGGGCACAGCCCUUUCUCCGUGCUUGGUUCCCCUUCCUCUUCCCCUGGCUGUGGUGGCCAGUGCUGAGACUGGUGGGUCAGUAGUUACUGAAGAAACAUGGUGACAGAGCCAGGAAGGGAUAGCAGGUCCCAGUCAGUAGUGGUAAAUGAAGUGGCUCAAUUAAUUCAGGGUUGGAACAAUGGAGGCUGGGCAUACAGAUCAGAUUGAAAUGCUUUCCUCACGUGGUUAUUUCUGAGCAAAACAGCCAUUGUGCAGCCAAAGGGUUUUUUUUGCAAUUGUAAAGCAUGAGAUCCAGAUGAGGACCUAAGCAGCUGUGGCACCAUUGCAGGGCAGGACUGGCUUGAUGCCAUCCAACAGAGGAGAGUUGGGGAGAGGGGCAUUAGUGAGCACACCUCCUUCGAUUUGGUCUUGUGCUGUCGAAUUCUGCAUCUGCUCAGAGGUGGAGAGUCCUCCAGGUCAAAUGCAACCUGACCGCAGAGGGCCUGUGGUCCGCUGGACAUCCAUGUUGACCUUUUUUAACUUUUUUCUUAUGGGACCAAACUCCUAGGAAGUUAACUUAAAAAUUCCUUCCAUUUUUUUUUUUCAUCCACCGUAGUAAAGUUUUGUAAGCAGUGACUAUUGUUCAGGAGAGCUCCAGCAAAGACAAAAGUAUGUAGACAGCAUAAGCAAGGCUGUCUUCUGUAUUAGCUGCUCUUUAACCGUGGCGUAGCUCCAGGUCUGCAUAGUGAGAGGAGCCUAGCGUAGCAUAGCCCCAAUGAGUUCGUGCCAGAUUUACAUUCCCACACUACAGCAGGCACUGUCUGCUCUGUGCCCCUGUCCCUCCUGCAUGCUUUGCACUCAGCGGAAAGUGCAGCCCCACUUGCUAGCAUGUAGAGUGGCUACCUGUGGAACUGCUUCAUGGCACUGCCCCCAGAGAGCCUCUGGAAAUCUCGCCUCCAGGGAGCCUGAGGUUGAGGGGAAAAGGAAAGUGAUUUCAGGACAGUUACCUCCGGGGCAGAACAGGCCCAUUCGAAGAGACAGUCCUGCUGUAGACCUGCAGUUCCAGGUGGUCUUUGGGACCUCAGGGCUGCCAGCUUUCCCAUCAGGCAUGUCACAUGGAUGUUCCUGGUCCUGGUACCCGGAAGGGGUUGGUGUGAAGGGUGAUGGUGGAUAGGCUUGUGGAGUUGGUACUUUCCUGUAUUUAGACUCAUAUCUGUAGCUAUCACGAAUGACUCCUUUUUUAAACUGGAGAACUGAGGUGGUCCUGGGACACCGGGCUCAGCUCAGGACAAACUGUUCUCCAAAACCCUAUUACCACAGGCAGCGUUGGAGGCAGCAAACGGCUUCAUUUUAGCUUCAGUUUCCUGCUUUUGCAUGCAGAAGUCUGUUUUGUAGAGGAGGAAUCUUCAAACUUGUCAGCUGUGCACCUUUGAUCUGGACAAACCAGGAGCCCUAUAGUGGGAUUUUUUAUGAUGCAUCUUCAGAGCAAAAUUUCCUUUUCAUUUUUCAGUCUUGGCAGGAGCAAUCUUCAGCCUGUCUCUUAUGAUUUUCUGCCUCAUUCCUCCUGCUACCUGCCAAGGCCAUGGCUCAAAUAUUUGCUUUGUGUUGGGAGUGAGGCUGUUGUGGUCCACUGCCAGUCACAGCCAAGGGCGCUGCAUCACAGUAUUUGUGCAACAGCAAUUCAGUGUGCGUUGAGGGUAUCUUUCUGCUCAUUGCAUGAUAAAACAGUGCUCUGCUCUUCUCUUCUCACGAACAAACCUCUCAUUUAGAUGCAACUGGCCUUGACCAGGGAGCUGGUGGGAGCAGCCACUAGCAGUCAGUAUUACCUGGAAGUCUGAGUGGCCUUUGGGUGAUGAAUGUGUCUGGCAAGGGUCACCAGGCAAAGGCCUGCUCGUUGCAGGAAAGGAGGUGAAGCCUACUGGAUCCUUUUGGCUUCCUGUCACAAAUGUCUCCUUCUUAAAUCCCAGAUGACCUGCCCCACUGUUGCCGGAUGCUGCCGCGGCAUGAGGCUCAGAGCAGGACCGGUGCCGUCUCCGUGUGCAUUUGCUCACCAGUGUCAAUACGGAGAAGGAAGCACCACUCCCAGCGGCGAGUAUCCUGGAUGCCCCUCCGUUCACCCUGCCCAGCUGACGUCCCAGCUGACUGGAACAUGGGCCUGGCUCUCAGGGCCAGCAUUUCCCGCUCUGAGGGUCUCAAGACAUGUCAUAUAGCAGGGCUCAAACCUGCUCCUGGGUAUGUUGCAGGUAUGGGUGGGCAGGUGCUCUGUAUUCAGCUGUUGCUCCUUCUCCUUUCAGCCCCAGGGAAACUUGGCCCAGGUACUUUGGUUUAUCCUCUCGCUUCUUCCAGCGGAUGCUGAGACAACUUUAACUUUCAACCAGGCAGCCAUCCAGGGAUGGGCAAAGGGCACCUCUGCUCAAAAUCUUGGGAAGGAUACUUGAAUGAAGGCUGCUCUGGCCCAGAAGCAAGUUGGUUGCUCACCAAGUAAUACCGCUUACGUGGCCUUUAUAUGAAAUGCAGACUGUUUUCCUUUUGGUAGCAGACUCCUCUCUUUUAUGACUUACUAGGUGCAGCAGCAGAGAUGGGAAUGGUACAGUCUGACAGCCACUCCCUGUGAAAGCUGCCAAGAAAACCCUGCAUGCUCCAGACACUGCACACAUUCACACCUGUCUAGGUUACUUUUUAGUCCGGCCCAAGAUUUACGAUGGGGCUUUGCAGAUAUUUCCGUUCUGCUUCUGAUCUUGCAUUUCAAAGCACUUGCGUGGUCAUUCAAAAGAGCUGGUCAGCCACUGAGCCUGACUCUUCCCCAGAGACCAGGUCUCCGAGGUUAUCUUGUCCAGCUCCCAGCCAGAAUGAUUUUCUCUCUCUUGCUGUCCUUCAAUGCUCUGUUCAGGUCGCUCUUGAAAAGAUUGGGGUUCUCCUAGAUCCCUGAGUCUGAUCUCAGAGGUGAAAUUAGCUCAAGAGACUCAAAACCACCUUGACUACAGAAGAGAUUGCCAGAAGCAGCAAUUAUCUGCAAGAGUCACACAGCCCAAUGGUCUUUUAUGUCUUUUCCCGUAGAAAAUCCCCAUUUGUCACUCAGAGCAGUUAUUUGUGGCAUGCUGUUUGUGAGGAGGCUCCAUUGUCCUUGCCUUUCCAUGGGGCCGGGAGAUGAGCCACCCGAACAGGUUGGCCAGAUGUUGGCACACUAAGGGUGAGGGAAAAGUAAUUCAUCCAAGGUGGUUUGGCAAAAGCAUUGCCCAAAUGAGCCUCAAUAUUUACCAACCCGUGACAUGCCACUGCACCCGCUAGAUCGUGCUGUCCUCGAGGGAUGCUGUGCAGACGCGAGCACUUGGCUUGGGUAAGCGUACUCUCUUCACGUGUCAGAGAGCCACGACUGGAUCUUGCACAGCAUUUUCUCAAUCUCUUGGCAUUUUGCAGGCUGCCAACCACAUGAAAGCUGGAGAAGACAUUAUUUGCUGUCUGUUUCCACAAUCUCCCUUGUCCCCCUGCCCUCUCUCCUUGUUUUAUUUCUGAAUUAAUGAGUGAUUAUUCACUUGAGAUGAACCUCUGGGUUAUUCUAUUUUCUUUGCUGCACCCGUACCCCUGUAAUAGCAUUACUACCUUUUACUUGUCGUGCAGUUAUUUAACAUAUAAAGAUGGUUUGGUCCUUUUCUUUAAAAAGAUGGCUACGAUUCAUGUUCCUUGAUGUUCUAUUAAAACUCUAAUGUGACGUUUUACUACUGUAGAUUGAAAGUAGGGUGCUUUAGGGUGGGAUAGCCACGUGGCAAGAAAACACAAAACCCUUUAGGAUUACUUUAAAAAUGGUUUUAAACAAAACAAAACAAAAGCAUUGUAACACUAUGUAAAACUCCAGAUGAAAAUUUAAUUGACUAUUAAACGGAGCUGUUAGUAAUC
Messenger RNA from Struthio camelus australis, 7744 nucleotides. Lineage: Eukaryota; Metazoa; Chordata; Aves; Struthioniformes; Struthionidae. The record is from RefSeq and is a predicted model, not a curated record.